Penicillium bovifimosum is the source of this 2541-nucleotide messenger RNA. RefSeq lists its product as uncharacterized. Gene Ontology annotation, molecular function: protein binding. The coding region runs from base 1 to 2541 and encodes 846 amino acids. The record is from RefSeq and is a predicted model, not a curated record. The transcript has 2 exons. NCBI's taxonomy places the organism in Eukaryota, Fungi, Ascomycota, Eurotiomycetes, Eurotiales, Aspergillaceae.
AUGGCGGAAGCCAGCUUGGAGUGGGCUGAUAAGCCCGACGCCGAUCUCGUGCAGUCGUCGGAUGAGGAGGGCAUUCUUCAAACUCCUAUCACUGCCCCUAAUGAGCAAAAAGGUGCUGCAAAACAAAAUCUCACAUUGGCUUUGGGGAAGUUGCGCUUGGAGCAAGAGGACUUGAACAAUCCAUCUGAACCGGACACAACUCCACCUACUGCCCGCACCGAAGGCCCGAAUCAGACAUCCCCAGAACUUGCAAUGGCCCGUAAGCCUCUCCAGCUGCUGGAUUUGCCUUUGGAUGUUUUGAAAGAGAUUAUGAAGGAGGUGACGCAUACAACUGAUCUGACCUCACUCGCCCUCACAUGCUCUACUCUUCAUUCACUAGCCAUCCCAGUCAUGUACUCGCGCUUCGAUAUUGUCUGGCCCGAGUCGCUGAAUCCGUUAACAGAUGACUACACGGGGGUCGAUGCGCUGUCCUAUGGCUUAUCCACCUUAGUCAUGGGAGAGGAUGUAUUCAAUAGACAACCAUUGCCCCGGCCAAACUGCGAUACGAAAUGUGUGAACUGUGGUUGCGACAAUCCCCAUCACCGGGUGCACUCGGAUCCUGCGAGUAGCGGAGUUGGAUUGCGGUCGCGACGAGGCAAUCAUUAUGCACAAUAUACCCGCACAUUCUCUAUUGGAAAUGGACCGCUCAGCUGGGUACAAGAAUACUCGGUAACCAAAGAAGUGGGGAAAAUGCUAGGGACGCUGGUCGCUUUGGCAGUUGCCCGCAUGGUAAACCUUGAAGCCUUUGUUUGGGACAUGCCGACUGGAGUGGUUCGUGAAAUCUGGCUAGCACUGGCAUCAUUGGCACAUCGACCAGGACACGAAUGUCGCCUGGAGCGCAUUUGGGUGCGAUGGCAUGACAAUAGUGAGAAUGAUUUGCGCAACUCGUUAGACGUGUCAACGAGACCGCUCCAGAAGUACAAACAUGUGGAACAUCCUUCAUUGUCAGUACUGCCUCCGCUCAAAAGUGUCACUGUUCUCGAUAUAGACGAGCCCGCAUAUGUGGAGGAGCUGGCACUUCUGAUUGAGCGAUCGCGUCACCGUUUGACUGAACUCCGAAUUGGCAUCGCAGAACGCGCUCUUUUGAGUGGGUGGUUACAGUGUACCAAAGCCGCCAACCCCUUAGAGAGUUGGCCUAGAGCCGAUGGUCUCGCUGGCAUCUUGAAAUGUUCAAGCAACAAGCAUGACGAUCGUACAACUGCCUCUCCCGAGACUUCGGUAAAUGUCGCCUCCAGGUCGCCAAGCUAUAGUGAGAGAGCCGAUGCACCGAGUUCAAUUGAUGAACAUCAGCCUUUGAGUGACUCCAAGGACAAUAAGUCCCCGCCAACCUCUAGUUUGUCUAACAGUGGUGGCCAGUCACCCCUGCCUUCUCACGAAUCUGACCGUGACUUGCUCCGCCUCAAAGUAUUUGAGCUGGAACGCGUGCCUCUUUCUGUGCCCACACUUAUACCCACUAUUGACUGGACCGGCCUGACUACCCUCACCAUCAUGCUGUGCGAGGAUCAUGACAAGCUUUGGAGGGCUCUUCGUCGCAAGUAUACCCCUCCUUCAAUGCCGGCCAAGGGCGCUCGUAAAACAGACAGCCAAGAGAGCGCUAGCUCAACCGAUUACUUCUUAAAUCUGAAACACAUCCGUACUGACGCUGUUUCGCCCUAUCUCAUACUUUUUAUCAAGGAUGCGCUGGCUCCGAAUACCCUGGAGAGUGUUUAUUUGCAUGAAGCCCCAGGUCACGAAUCUACUGUGUCGAUCGACGCUAUCUACAGACAUAUAUUGCGAAGACACAGGCAAAGUCUGCGCAAAGUUCUAAUUGACGCCACGGAUCGAUCAACCGGGGCGAGAUAUUCCGGUACACGAUGGCACAAGUGGAUGUUUACCCACGAAAUGAUAUCAUUUGUCUCGAGUGGAAAGAUGCCGCUGCUGAAGGAGCUGGGAAUGGCGAUGCAUUAUCGCGACUGGGUAGGAGAUCCACUGCCGUUUGAUUUCACCGAGACUUCAGCUAAUAUAAUAUUGCAGCAUUUCUUCCUACAGAGGUUGCCCAAUAUGCGCCAGCUUCACGCUUUGUAUCUACCGCAGAUCCAUCAUACCAUCCAUCGUGAUUUCAAAGAACUGGCACUACAGAUUCUGGACAUCGUCAGCAUCCGUCCAGAACUCAAAAUUGCCUACAUUGGUCUUCACGUCAAAUGCUAUCAGAUCCUCGAAGCCAGACAUGACGACAACCCAGGAGACUUCGAUGACAACCCCACGACCGAUUAUUUCCCGGCGCUCAGCGACGACGAGGACGAAGGAUGGGCCAAUCCCAGCAACGAAUCUGAUGAGGACAGCGGUGAAGGCGAUGAUGACCAGGGGACAGCUGACACAGACCUGCUCUCCAGUGAUCGGGACGAUUACGACAGCGAACCGGACGAGGAACAGGGCGCUUCGCGAAUUCGCUACCGAUUGCAAGAGAUCCUGUUUUACGACGAGAAGGUGGCCAUUUUCAAGGCUCGCCAUGGUGUUCUAUAA